UUUUGUUAAAUUUUUUCAUAAUGUUAUUAUUAUUUUAAGACAAAGUUUGCGGUUUUCCUUUGGGUGCGUGGUUUGGGCUUAGGGCUUAAAGAAAACCCAAAACCCAGCCAUCAUCAUCUUCAUCCUGAGCGGCUCCAACGCCCCAUCUCCUUUCUGCUCAGCUACCAUCGCCAUCCCCAUUCCUCUUUCGCCUUCCAAAACACAAGGGGCAGUGUAGUAAUUCAACACGCUACAAUCUUGUUUCCAUUAAAUGGUCCUCAAAAUUUUGGCAUCAAUUGAUACGCAGCCAAUCUCACUUCGGCUGAUUCGCUAAUUUCCUCUGCUCUACAAAGUAAACAAGCACAGAGAGAGAGAGAGAGAGAGAGAGAGAGAGAGAGAGAGAGAGAGAGAAUGACGACUCGAAUAGCUCCAGGAGUAGGAGCAAACUUGCUGGGCCAGCACUCCGCCGAGAGAAACCAAGACGCUACUGCUUACGUCGGCAAUCUCGACCCUCAGGUUUCUGAAGAAUUACUGUGGGAGCUGUUUGUUCAAGCUGGCCCUGUUGUGAAUGUGUAUGUUCCCAAAGAUAGAGUGACAAACCUUCAUCAAGGAUAUGGAUUUGUUGAAUUCCGUAGCGAAGAGGACGCUGAUUAUGCUAUCAAGGUGCUUAAUAUGAUCAAACUUUACGGGAAGCCAAUACGUGUAAAUAAGGCAUCCCAAGAUAAAAAGAGCUUGGAUGUAGGGGCAAACCUUUUCGUUGGAAAUCUUGAUGUUGAUGUGGAUGAGAAACUCCUCUAUGAUACAUUCAGUGCAUUUGGAGUCAUAGUUACAAAUCCUAAGAUAAUGAGAGACCCCGAAACCGGAAAUUCCCGUGGAUUUGGCUUCAUUAGCUAUGAUUCCUUUGAGGCAUCUGAUGCAGCUAUUGAGGCAAUGAAUGGCCAGUAUCUAUGCAAUCGUCAAAUAACAGUGUCAUAUGCAUAUAAGAAGGACACUAAAGGGGAGCGUCAUGGUACUCCAGCAGAGAGAGUUUUGGCUGCAAGCAAUCCUACUUCAAAGAGCAGGCCUCAUACACUGUUCGCUAGUGGCCCCCCAACACUUGCCAAUGGUCCUCAGUCCAAUGGUACCAUGGGUGCUCCAGUGCCUCCACGACCUUUUGCAAAUGGUGGUGUUGGUCUUCCUCCACUUCGCCCACCACCUCCUCAAGGUAUGGCGUUCCCACCCAUGCAGAUGGGUGUACAACCAACCUGGCAGGGUCAGCCACAGCAACCAGGUCAAAUGCCUCCACCGCAAAUGCAACAGUUCAGACCUCCUCCUCCAAACAUGCCACAACCCCCUCCACAGGGUGCUCCGGCUCCUCCAAGGUCUCUUCCACCACCUAUGGCCAUGGGAAACCAACAACCUAUGUGGCGACCACCCCCACCUCAAAUGAGGCCCCCGAAUAUGCAACACGCAUCAAUGCCCCCCCCUCCCCCCCUCAAUAACCCUCCACUACCGCCCCCUAUGAGUUGACUGAAAUGAAUUAGUUUGUAAACUCGUUAGAAUGAUUUGGAUGUUUCUUGUAUCAUUUUGUUGCUUGUUAUAGAAUCAGUAAUUUUUACGUUUUAGCGCAACAAACAUGUUGAGGUGAUUACUGAUUAUUAGAGGCGGCUUCUUCCUAUGUUCACAUCAAAUAGCAAGCUCCUUAUUGUGAACAAAUUACCAUUGUUUUAUGCUAGUCCUUCCAUAAGAUCUUUUUGCUGUA
Prunus dulcis (almond) is the source of this 1720-nucleotide messenger RNA. Its product is annotated as splicing factor 3B subunit 4. Gene Ontology annotation, cellular component: U12-type spliceosomal complex; nucleolus. Gene Ontology annotation, molecular function: RNA binding. The record is from RefSeq and is a predicted model, not a curated record. Bases 391 to 1488 code for a protein of 365 amino acids. NCBI's taxonomy places the organism in Eukaryota, Viridiplantae, Streptophyta, Magnoliopsida, Rosales, Rosaceae. The transcript is spliced from 9 exons. Gene Ontology annotation, biological process: positive regulation of mRNA splicing, via spliceosome.